Hordeum vulgare subsp. vulgare (domesticated barley) is the source of this 1449-nucleotide messenger RNA. RefSeq names its product calcium-binding protein CBP-like. The coding region runs from base 91 to 1260 and encodes 389 amino acids. NCBI's taxonomy places the organism in Eukaryota, Viridiplantae, Streptophyta, Magnoliopsida, Poales, Poaceae. The transcript has 5 exons. The record is from RefSeq and is a predicted model, not a curated record. Gene Ontology annotation, molecular function: calcium ion binding.
CUGCCUCCUGUACGUUACUUAACCGGGACGUGUUUCUCAGAAAGACUUGCGUGGAGCGUGUCAGGGACGCGCCUGGCGCCAAGGAUAUGCAUGGCCUGCGCGUCGAGAGUCAUCAUUUUGCCCCCAUCACCCGUCUCGAGUCAUAAAAACUGGUGCCAGCCUUCAUUCACCGUUCGAAAGCCUCCCUCCCCACCCCGCCGCGAUUCCCCGCACCCAAUUCCCCAAGCACCGCCGCCCAAGCUCGAUCGCCCGACCAUGUCCGGCUACCCCUACGGCGGCGCCGGAGGAGGAGGAGGCUACGGGGCCCCUCCGCCCUACGGCUCCUCGCCCGCCCCCUCGGCCCCGCCCUACGGCGACAAGCCCCCCAAGGAAGCCAAGGCCUCCUCCCCCUACUACGCCUCCCCGCCCCAAGCCUACGGCGCCGGGGGAGCCGGAGGCGGAGGCGGAGGCUACGGGGCCCCGCCCUCCUCCCAGCCCCAGUCCUACGGCGGCGGCUACGGGGCCCCGCCACCCUCCCAGCCGCAGUCCUACGGCGGCGGUGGUUACGGGGCCCCGCCUUCCUCCCAGCCCCAGUCCUACGGCGGCGGCGGCUACGGGGCCCCGCCAUCCGCCCAGCCCUACGGCGCCCCGCCUCCCUCGUCGGCGUCCUACGGGGCCCCGCCCCCCGCGGCAGCGCCGUACGGGGCCGCUGGCGGCUACGGGAGCCCGUUCGCGGCGCUCGUGCCGUCCGCGUUCCCGCCCGGGACGGACCCCAACGUCGUGGCGUGCUUCCAGGCCGCCGACCGCGACGGCAGCGGGACCAUCGACGACAAGGAGCUGCAGUCCGCGCUCUCCGGCUACAACCAGAGCUUCAGCAUCCGCACCGUCCACCUCCUCAUGUACCUCUUCACCAACACCAACGUCCGCAGGAUCGGGCCCAAGGAGUUUACUUCUGUUUUUUACAGUCUUCAGAAUUGGAGGUCUAUAUUUGAGAGGUUUGACCGUGACCGAAGUGGUAAAAUUGAUGCAUCGGAGCUGCGUGAUGCUCUUCUCAGUCUGGGUUAUUCAGUUUCUCCAACUGUGCUAGACUUGCUCGUGUCUAAAUUCGACAAGACUGGGGGCAUGAGCAAAGCAGUCGAAUAUGAUAACUUUAUUGAGUGUUGCCUUACAGUCAAGGGUCUGACUGAGAAGUUCAAGGAGAAGGACACGGCUUACUCCGGGUCUGCAACUUUCAGUUACGAGGCAUUCAUGUUGACUGUGCUCCCUUUCAUCAUUGCAUGAUGGCUCCACAGUUCAAAACAAAGACUGAGCUUCGAUUGUGUUGUUCCCGACUUGUGUCGAAAUGCUUUUCCAACUGAGGUGUAGUUUGUUUGAAUUUGAGUGAUGUUGUUGCGUUCCUGAUAAUGUGAUACCCUGGAGAUUGGAAACUGGUGUAUGAUAGAACCUGUGGAUGGUUUGUUACUCUGAAAA